Helianthus annuus (common sunflower) is the source of this 1447-nucleotide messenger RNA. Its product is annotated as clavaminate synthase-like protein At3g21360. The record is from RefSeq and is a predicted model, not a curated record. Lineage: Eukaryota; Viridiplantae; Streptophyta; Magnoliopsida; Asterales; Asteraceae. The coding region runs from base 140 to 1120 and encodes 326 amino acids. The transcript is spliced from 3 exons. Gene Ontology annotation, molecular function: oxidoreductase activity.
AAAAGAAACAAUUUACAUGAAUAAAAAUCUCGUAAAAACUUCCACGUUCCAUUUUUAUAAUUGUACUACGAACCUGUCAUGACUCAUGAGACGUGUUAGACUUUUCCCUUUACUUCAUCUCUAAACUUAUAACCGACAAAUGGCAACCGGAGAAUUCUUCCGACAAGUAACACUGCCUGAGCAAAAAUCCCAUAACGACGGUGGUCUCUUCCCGGCGGUGUUAUCCCCCACUUGUACCACUGCAGUACAUCUUUCCACUUUUAAAGAGGCGAUCAUGGCUCAUAAACCAUGGCUGGAAUCUAUUCUCCUCAACACUGGCGCUAUUCUCUUCCGAGGCUUCCCGGUUACAUCUCCGUCCGACUUCAACGACGUCGUUGAAGCUUUCGGCUUCCCGGAAUUCCCCUACGUCGGCGGCCGAGCCUCUCGGACCCAAGUUGUUGGUAGGGUUUAUACUGCAAAUGAAAGUCCUCUUCAUAUGGAGGUUCCUUUUCAUCAUGAGAUGGCUUAUGUUCCAGAUUCCCCCACCAAGUUAUUCUUCUUUUGCGAAGAAGAACCAGGAGAAGGGGGAGAAACCCCCAUUGUUCUGAGUCAUAUCGUCUACGAAAAGAUGAAAGAGAGACAUCCGGAUUUCGUUGCACAGCUUGAGGAGCAUGGAUUGACAUAUAUAAAGAUAGCAGGUGAUCGGGACGAUCCAUCAUCCGUUACUGGUAGUAGUUGGAAGAAGGCAUACCAAACCGAUGACAAGAACGUUGCAGAGGAAAGGGCGGCGAAGCUGGGAACAAAGCUAGAAUGGAUGGGGAAUACUGCAAAAGUUAUAACAGGUCCAGUACCUGCGAUCAGGUUUGACGAGGCGAGUCGCAGGAAAACAUGGUUCAAUAGUCUUGCUGUUACUUAUAGUGUUCCUGCGAGUGAGAAGCGGAAUACAUCCGUAGAGCUGGGUAGUGGCGAUCCUGUGGAUGAAGAUGCUGUGAAAGACAUGUUGAGAAUCUUGAAAGAAGAAUGUGUUGCAAUACCUUGGAAGAAAGGCGACGUUCUUUUAGUCAAUAAUCUGGCGGUUCUUCAUAGCCGACGGCCGCUAAUAAAGCCUCCCCGUCGUAUACUAGCUUCAUUGUGCAAGUGAUAUAAUAAAGCCUCCAUAACCUUGGCAACUUUCUUAAUGAAUGACUAUCUAUGAUCAAAUAAUGAACAUGACCAAUUCAUCAUCUUAGUGCAUUUUGCACAUAUAGGUCAAGACAACAAAAUUUCUAUCUUACUUUGAUGAAUUUUCCAGAUUCUAGCUAAUGGGAAUCUGAAUGUACACUUCAUCUUGUCAUGGGAAGAAUAAAAAAAAGGUUGAAUGCAACCAUUAGUUGUUUACAUUUCGCUUACCUUGUUUAAGUUAUUGUAAUGAAGGUAAUUGUGCUUGUAAUAUGGUAGUUAUCAUUGCUUAACAAUUAUGAUUUUAGAC